CAGCGCAACCCUCCCCCGCUCUCUGCUCUGAGGGGCGCAUGCAGUCGCCAGUAUGGAGCCCAGGCUGGCUACAGGUGGGGGGCUGGCGGCAGCACAGGGCUUUUCCCCACAUUCGGCAGUGGCGGGACUGUGGGGGCAGGCAGCAGCCCCUCUCCCAUUGUCACAGUCCAUUCCGAGCACCAGGAAGAGCCCAAUGCCACCGCCAGCCCUCCCGUGCGCAGUGAACAGGGCCCCGGACAGGCCGGGUCGUGGGGCAAUCCCCACAGCGCCCUGCCCCUCCCACACUCCAUCCUGCACUGUGGGGGUCUCAGUCCGCCCUCCCCACCAAAGCCCAGGCAGGAUAAAAAAGAAAGAAACUUACCUGCCUGUCAGUGGGGAGUGCACAGGUAUGUGUGUGCCCACCCUCUCCCUCCUGCAGUAGCCUGUGACCGGCUUGGGGUGCAGGGGUGAGCGGCCAGACAUGAACCUGGUGGCAGCAAGGGGAGCGGCGAUGCCCCCUUGCUGCAGGGGUCUUCCGCGCCCGCGUACCCCCUGCCUGUGUCUCGCCUACCCCCAGGGGUACGCGUACCACUGAUUAAGAAACUAUGGACUAGAUGACCCUUGAGAACUCUUCCAAUUCUAUGAUUUUUUAGAAUCAUAGAAUGAAAAAUAUAGAAGCAAUUAUAUAUUUCAGUGUUAUUCGCAGAUCAAAAAUAUGCAGGGAAAUAGUUUCCUCACAGCUUCUUAUAAUAUGGUAACAAAUCAUCAGCUCCCUUUCUUUCACAACUGGAGAGCAGUCAAAGCUAUAUGAAAGUGCAAGACGGUUCCACUGUAUAUGCUCUCUUUAUACCUUAUCUCUUGAAAUUGCUCUGGGAAGAGGGAGGGGUAAAUCCACGGAACAGCCACUGGGGCACAACAGGCCAGGGAUAAUUUUUUAGUGCUGGAGGACCUUCAUUUCAACAAUCUUUGGUUUGACCCUAAGUAACACAAAUGUAAAGCAGAUCUUGAUAGCAAGAAUAGGAACUAAUUUAAAGUCUUAUGCUAAGUAAAGGUCCUUUCAAAUUAAAUGCAUCCAUUGGUGGUAUGGUGCUAUUAUAUAAAGAAAGAUGUAACCAAAAAAAUUAUUUACCUACUUGCAACUGAAACUAACACCAAUAUAUUGUUUUCAAAAUGGAAAAAGAGAAGUUUGAUAAGGAAAUAUUUUUAUUUCUGUAUUGGGAGCAGACUAAUCUUUUUAAAGCUUUUUUUUAAAAUCAUGUCUAUUUUUGUUUUACAACUAUCUUGAUAACUGUAAUAUUUGUUUUCUUCACAGUAGUAACCUCUCAUUGGUGAAACACAGAAAUAAAUUUUAUCAUCAAUAUAUACAUAAAGAAUUAUUUACACAUAGUAUACACUGUUUGAUUUUGUUCAACAAGAACUUAUUCCCAGAUCUUAAAUGUGACUGUUUUACUUUUGCUUUUAACAAGUGUUUCUUUUCUUUUAGGGUUGAUAUUCUAUGGGCCGGCAUUUGACCAUUCUCAGGGAAUGAGCCCUACAAUGUGUGGAGCAUAUUAUAUUUCAUUCCAUUGCUUCCGUUUACAUCUGAGUGCAUUUUCAAAGCAACCCAAGGAAGGUGUUUUCAACAGCUAGGAAAGGAAAGUGUAAGUAAAAGACUGGUACAAUGGAUGAAGCUGUAGAAGUGUCAACUGAUGGGAACUCCUUGAUAAAAGCUGUCUAUCAAAGCAGACUUCGCCUCACAAGACUACUGUUAGAAGGUGGAGCCUACAUUAAUGAGAGUAAUGACAGAGGUGAAACCCCUUUGAUGAUUGCUUGUAAAACUAAGCAUGUGGACCAUCAGAGUGUCAGCAAAGCAAAAAUGGUUAAAUAUCUACUGGAAAAUAAGGCCGAUCCAAAUAUACAGGACAAAUCUGGAAAGACAGCCUUGAUGCAUGCUUGUUUGGAAAAAGCUGGCCCUGAAGUGGUUUCUUUGUUGCUGAAAAGUGGAGCUGACCCAAGUCUACAAGAUCAUUCUAAUUACUCUGCACUUGUAUAUGCAGUAAACUCUGAAGAUAAGGAGACCUUGAAAGUUCUCUUAAAUGCUUGCAAAGCAAGAGGAAAAGAAGUAAUCAUUAUUACAACAGACAAGUCUCCAUCUGGAAGACAAACCACUAAACAGUACUUGAAUGUGCCUCCAGCUGACAUUGAGGAAUGUCAUUCUCCAAAUGCCUGCACUUCUCCCUCAGAAAUAGAACUUAAAACAUCUCCAUCUCCACUUUCGAGUUCACGUGAAAAAGAAAAAGCUCUCUUUAGUUUUAAGGAGCUGGAUCAUCCAAGAAACAAACAAGAUAUAUCCAACUCAGUUUCUCCCACUAAAAAACCUAAUUUAACACAUGGAGGAUCCAAGUUAUCACCAGUGCAACGUCUGCAGUCUGAGCCUUGGAUAAAGAGUUCUCCUUCCUUGCUCCAUCAGAAUAAAAUUUCCUCUUUACAAGAAGAACUUCAGGAUAUAACUCCAGAGGAAGAACUGUCUUUUAAAAUCAAUAGUCUGGCUUUAUCCAAGAGAUAUAUCACCAGGCACCAAAGUAUUGAUGUAAAAGAUACUGCUCAUCUGUUGAAAUCCUUUGAUCAAACUGGUUCAAGAAAGUUAUCAUAUGAUGAGAUAAAUUCUCAGUCACUUUAUGCUGAGGCAAAACAUAAUCAGGGUGAAAUUUCAGUGGAUCGGGAUUCAGAUUCAGUUCAAAUGAGUUUUGUUUCAACCCUGAGAAGUAUUAUUCAAAAGAGAAGCUUAGGGGCAAAUCACUACAGCUCUGAUUCUCAGUUAACUACCACUAGGAGUCCUGCUACCACAGAAGAUAGCAAGUCAUUUCUAGGAAAGAAAAGGAUUCUCUCUCCAUCUUCAUCCUUGUUAUCAAGUUCCAGGGAAUUGUUGGAGAACAUACCUCUUGGUCCUCUGAGUAGAAGAAAUCAUGCUGUUUUAGAGCGACGUGGUUCAGGAGCUCUCCUGCUAGAUCAUAUUGCCCAAACCAGACCUGGUUUCCUUCCUCCUUUAAAUGUGAAUCCCCAUCCUCUACUUCCUGAUAUUAAUUUUAGCAACAAGAUUUCUGGGAUGGUUUCUUGUGGACAAAAAACCCUAAUUCCAACAGCACCUGCUUUUCCCAAGGAGUCCAAAAGUACAAGAAUGUUGUUGAGGAGGCAGUCAUUACAAACUGAACAGAUUAAGCAACUAGUGAAUUUCUGACAACUUAAAGUGUUAACAAAUCUAUACAAUAUGUAGAUAUAUACAGCCUUAUUCAUUUCCAAUCAUGUUUACCAUUCAAAGACCUCUGUACCCUAUAAACUCUUACCAGGCAGCUUUUGGAUGGCCCUCUGUCUUGGGAUGAAUGUAAUAUUUUAGAUUCAGUGGGCACAUCUACAUGAGACCUUUACUGCACAGUUGACUAAUAAACUGUGCAAUAAAUAUCUCAGCAUCUACACAUGAGCCCAUAUUAGGUUGGAGUUAACUAAAAAAAC
Alligator sinensis (Chinese alligator) is the source of this 3468-nucleotide messenger RNA. RefSeq names its product ankyrin repeat domain 34B (gene ANKRD34B). Lineage: Eukaryota; Metazoa; Chordata; Crocodylia; Alligatoridae. The record is from RefSeq and is a predicted model, not a curated record. The transcript is spliced from 2 exons. Bases 1640 to 3196 code for a protein of 518 amino acids. Gene Ontology annotation, molecular function: protein binding.